AAUUCCGGUUGUCAUUUUCCGAUUCUCCAACAUUAAAUAUGGAUAGUACUACAAAAUCAAUACUAGAAAAUUACGAUGCCCGUGUUCCGAAGGAUAACGAUCGUGUGUAUAAAGAUGAAUGUCUUUACUCAUAUGAUUCUCCAGAUUUUGAGACUGGACUUUAUAUUUGUUUAAAAACGUUUGUGGGACUUGGUCGAGACUAUGUUGAACAAUACUACAAAAAAUCUGGAUGUUCAGUUUUCCUUCAUAUGCUUCGAGAUAAAAUUGAGGUUGAAACCAAAAUGACUCAGGUAGGAGAUGCUCCAACUGAACGAAAAAUUACAAGAUUAGCAAUUGGAGUAGAUGGUGGGUUUGAUCCAGACGCAGAAAAUAAAAAGUAUAAAACAGUAGAAAAAUACUCAAUUGUAGUAUUACCAUCAUUUGACUCCAUACCAUUUGAGACUAGCGAGUUACCACAAAAAGUUAUUGAUUCAGUGAAAGGUAUAAUUGAAGCAAAAUCAGCAAAUUAUUUGGCCGAAUUAGAGAAUAUGUCAACUACAUGGGAUGGUGAAAUCAGGCAGACAACAAAACAUGCUAAUAUAGAACAAUUAAAUAAUGGGAAAAAAAUUGCUCCAAGCGGAUGGAAAUGUGAAUAUGAAAAUUGUGAUAAAAAUAAUAAUCUAUGGCUUAAUUUAACUGAUGGUUCAAUUUAUUGUGGACGCAAAUUUUUUGAUGGCUCUGGUGGAAAUGGACAUGCAAAUCUUCAUUAUGAAAAAACUAAAUAUCCACUCGCUGUUAAGCUUGGUACUAUUACAAAAGAUGGUAAAGGAGAUGUGUAUAGUUAUCCAGAAGAUGAUAUGGUGGAAAAUCCAAAUCUUAUAAAACAUUUAUCUCAUUUUGGUAUCAAUAUUUCUACUUUAGAAAAGACAGAGAAAUCUAUGGUUGAAUUAGAGUUAGAUCUCAAUAAAAAAUUUGGUGAAUGGGCAACUAUGCAAGAGAGUGGCAGUGAUUUAAAACCAAUAUUUGGUCCUGGGUAUACUGGUAUUCAUAAUUUGGGCAAUUCUUGUUAUAUGAAUAGUAUUAUGCAAGUUUUAUUCUCAAUACCUGAUUUCACUAAUAAAUACUAUCUAGGAUUAAAAAAUACAUUGGACUUGUGUCAAAAUAACCCUGUUGAAAAUUUUGACAUUCAAAUGGCGAAAAUGGCUCAUGGCUUAUGUUCUGGAAAAUAUUCAAUGCCUCCACCUGAAGUUAUUGAAGGUAAAAAAAAAUACUGGCAUCAUGGAAUAAGACCCAAUACUUUUAAAACAUUGAUUGGAAAAGGUCAUUCAGAAUUUGCUACCAAAAAACAACAAGAUGCUCAAGAAUUCUUUUUGUAUUUAAUAUCAAUAAUCGAGCGUCAUUGUCAGCGAUCUGAAAAUCCUGCUGAAUGUUUCAAGUUCAACAUUGAAGAUCGCUAUCAAUGUUCUUCCACUGGCCAUGUUAAAUAUACUUAUCGUCCAGAAUAUUGUUUACCUUUGUCUAUUUCUCUUGAUGCAGUUAUUAAUAAGAACGAAGUAGCUGCCUAUCAAAAAAAACUUGCUGAAAGUGAUAACAAAAAUGUAGAUGAAAUAAUUCGACCUAGAAUUAAUAUAGCUUCAUGUCUAGAAUCUUUUAUUCAAACUGAAAUUAUAGAACAAUUCUUUAAUGCCGCAUUAAAUCAAAGAACUAUAGCUCAAAAAACUACUAGACUUGCUACUUUUCCGGAUUAUUUAAUGAUACAUUUGAAAAAAUUUACUCUUCGUGAAGAUUGGGUUCCUAUUAAAUUAGAUGUUGCUGUUGAAAUGCCAGAUAUUUUAGAUAUUAGCCAGUUAAGAGGAAAUGGUCCACAAGAAGGAGAAAAUUUACUACCCGAAAUUACUGAUGCACCACCACCAUUUGUAUUUGAUCAAAAUAUAUUAUCUGAAUUAACGCAAAUGGGUUUUCCACCAGAAGCAUGCAAACGUGCUGUAUUUUUUACAAAAAAUCAAAGCUUGAAUGAAGCAUCUAACUGGCUUAUGGAGCACAUUACAGAUUCUGAUUUUGCAGAUGUUUUCAUACCACCCGGAACAGAAACAAAAUCUAGUGGAUUUAUUCCAAAUGAAGAAGCUGCAACGAUGAUAAUGUCAAUGGGAUUCGAACGAAAUCAUGUGAUUUCAGCAUUAAAAGCCACUGAUAAUAAUCUAGAUCGUGCUCUAGACUGGAUUAUGAGCCACGGACCAGAAGAUAUCAACAAUACUGAAGUUCCUGCUAGUUCAUCAUCAACGUAUAGAGAUGGCUCAGGAUCUUACAAGCUUAUAGCCAUCAUUUCUCACAUGGGUAGUUCAUCAAUGGUUGGACAUUAUGUUUGUCAUAUUAAAAAAGAAGGUCGCUGGGUGAUAUUUAACGAUGAAAAAGUAGCAGUAUCUCAAAAUCCUCCUCUUGAUUUGGGUUAUUUAUAUAUUUAUGAAAGAAUUAAUUGUUAAGAAUAAUUUUAGAGAAGUCUAUAAAUUUUAUUUUUACAUCUUAAAUAAUUAUAUUGCUAUAAUUUUUAUAAAAUUUACCUUGUAAUUUAUAUAUUUAAUUAUCUUUUUAAUGUAUAAAUACAAAUUGUGUUCAUGCAUAUAAAAUAAGUGAUAAAUAUUUUUGAUUAUUUUGUUAUUUUGUGUAAUAAAUAAUUUUUACCUAUUAUAAAAAAAUAUGAUGUACUAGGGGCAACAUAAAGAAUUUAUAUAAAAUUUGAAUACAUAUUUAAAGAUCCACUGUUCCUGUAUUGUACGCUCAUGGUGUAGCUUUAAUCUUUGAACAACACUAUAAGCUACGUUGAGCAUUUUUUUUAGCAUUCAGCUACAUUGUUUUUAAAAACAAUUAUAUUAAUGUAUUAAUUCAAAUAAAAAUUAACAAUUUUAAGAAUAUACUUUACAAAACAAUAAAAAAUCUUAUGUUGCUUA
Molecule: messenger RNA, 2924 nt
Organism: Daktulosphaira vitifoliae (grape phylloxera)
Lineage: Eukaryota; Metazoa; Arthropoda; Insecta; Hemiptera; Phylloxeridae
Gene: Usp5
Product: ubiquitin carboxyl-terminal hydrolase 5
Exons: 16
Coding region: 39-2459 (806 amino acids)
Biological process (GO): protein deubiquitination
Molecular function (GO): protein binding; cysteine-type deubiquitinase activity; zinc ion binding
Source: RefSeq, a predicted model, not a curated record